Messenger RNA from Pestalotiopsis fici W106-1, 969 nucleotides. RefSeq lists its product as uncharacterized. The record is from RefSeq and is a predicted model, not a curated record. Gene Ontology annotation, molecular function: phosphatase activity. Gene Ontology annotation, cellular component: cytoplasm. Bases 1 to 969 code for a protein of 322 amino acids. NCBI's taxonomy places the organism in Eukaryota, Fungi, Ascomycota, Sordariomycetes, Amphisphaeriales, Sporocadaceae. The transcript has 2 exons.
AUGGCGCCAAAGUACAAAUUCUUAUUUGUGCCGGAUUUCUUCAUCAAAUAUGAGGAAGAAGCGAAGAAAUACCAAGGAGGUAAAAUAAUUACGCAACCACAGCUAGGAAUAUUAACGCAAGACUAUGGUCCUGUUGACGAAGAGCCUGCGACAUUCACAAACCGACCCCAAUGGGCUCGAUUCGCAGAACAUGUCAAGAACUUAAACGAAACAUGUGGCGACGGUGUAUCUUACAAGCUGUUCUAUUUGAUACGGCACGGUAUUGGGGUGCACAAUGUAGUAAUGGAGGCGGUAGGAUCGGAGGCUUGGAGAACCAAGUUCUCCAUGCUCGAUGGUGCCCGGCCCGACGAGGUCAACCUCAAAGACACCAGUCUCACACACGACGGUAAACUCAUGUGGGUUGAUGCGCUUCUUGUAGAAGAUGGAAUCGCUCAAGCCAAAGAGCUGGCCGAGACUUGGAUGAAGGUAACGAAGAUCGAUGAAAUGCCGUUGCCACAAUCAAUAUACACCAGUCCUUUGGCUAGAUGUCUCGAAACGACUAAACUUGUCUACGAACCUGUAAUGGCGCAACAGAACUCUGAGCUACAUCCGAUCGUGAAGGAGGCUCUGAGAGAAAGAUUGACAAAUCAUACUUGUGAUAAGCGCAGAUCACGUUCAUGGAUUGAAAAGCACUACCCCAAUUAUAUCAUUGAACCUGGGUUCACUGAAAAUGAUAAUCUCUGGAAGGCAAACGAAGCGCCUGAAACCGAAGCGCAACAUAUAGAGAGAAAGCGAUCACUUUUGGAGGAUAUUUUCGAACACGACGACGCCCAAUUCAUAUCACUGACAACACAUUCGUACGCAAUAUCGGCCAUACUUGCGGUUGUUGGCGCCCCUAAGUUUCGCGUGAGCGAGAGUGUUUUAGUUCCUCUUUUUAUCAAGGCCAAAAGAAUCCCGCCUGUAGAUGCUAUAGAUAUAAAAUCGUCAUAG